AUCUGUGCCAGACGAGUGUCUCCCGAGCUCCUGGGUGUCCUGUCUUCCAUUGCAGCCUUCAUGGCAUUGAUGGCUCUGUUUUUUCUUUACCUCAACAACAAAUUGUCAGUGGAGAGUCCUGACAAUCUGUCACAUCUCAGUGACUAUAAGAACAACCAGCCAGUGCCUCUGAUGAGCUAAUCUAGUGGUCAGCGUGGUGACAGGAGGAACCCCGGCUGAGAGAUGGCCUUCUUCAAGAGUUUCCAGCAGAACCUCCCAUCUGUCAACAUUUCCUCCAUCUUGGACUCAGUCACCAGUCGUGUGGACGAUCUCGCCAACGCCGUCAGCGAUGUCACCUACGCUGUCAGCGACCAGCUGACCGAACAGGUCACUACUAUCAUCGACAAGGUGCAGGAAAAGGAAGAUGGAGAAAACGGCAGCCAGGAAUCGGGUCAGAAUUCCACCCUGCAAGAAGGCAAGUCCGGCAGUAAAAGCAUGUGGCAAAUGCCCAGAGACUCAGAGGGGGGGAACACAGGCUCAAAGAACAGCCAAACUAGUGAUACAACCGAGGCAGAGAACUCUCAGAGCCAGCUGGAGUGGGAAUGGAGGGACGGAUGUUGGCGAGUUAAAAAGACAGAAGCCGAGUUAGCAGAGGAAGAGAGGAGGAAGAAAGAGGAGAAGGAGCUACAGGAGAGGAGAGAACAGAGGAGAAGAGAAAGGAGACAGAAGCAACUGGAGAAAGAAGCCAAGUCUCCGAGAAAUGAAGAAGACUCUCAAGAGGGAAGGCAAGAGGAGAAGGCUGAUGAUUUAGAAAACACAGAAAAGAAGUCAAAUGACCAAUCAGCUGUUCAGCAAAAAAGUGGUAACGGUGAUAAAACUCCUCACUCACCUGGUUGUGAGAGUGAAAGCAGGGUGUCAAAGCCGGAAGAGCAAAAAGAUCAUGAGAAAGAGGGAGAGAAGGUAGAGGACGGCACUGAGCGAGAGGGAGACGAUGAGGAAGAAUCUGAGCUUUCUAGAUCUUCUUCCAGAGUGAAAACGUCGGAUAAGAAAAAGGGGAAAGCCGCAAAAGAGGGUUCGAAAAAAACUGAAAAGGCUUCAGAUGUGGAGAAAAAGAGGGACAAAGGCAAGAAGAGCAAAAAGGGGAAAAAGAAAGGAAACCAAGAGGGAGUUUUAUCAGACAGUGAGGAGGACAGAGUUCCAGAGGGCGAGGCCCAGCAGAAGACAACCUCUGCAUGGAGCAGCACACGCAAACAGUCAUCUGAGCACGGAGGAUACAGCAGCGAGGCCUCCAGUGAACAGGCCAGCAGCAUCCAGAGGAUAAAGAAAGAUUCCUCACUUGGUGAACCUCAGCCUCCUCCGUACCAAGACGAGGGCUCGGGGGCCUGCGUGGGUUCUCGAUACCGCUCAGAGCGAGGGGUCAGGAGAGCGCCGACCCCACAGCGCUGUGACAGCCCCCACUGCUCCAGUGAGGCAAGCGGGGACCAGGACACUGAGAGUUACCUCAACAAAGCCUGUGAUGAGGACAUACCCAGUGACAGCACUGCUGUUCUAGGGCCAGAGGAUGGUUCUGGUCCUCCGCUUCCCACUGCCUACGAACCAGAGCCCCUCGCCAAAUACGGCACCCUGGAUGUCGCCUUUGAGUACGAUUCCAGUGAGCAGUGGCUGGCCGUCACUGUCACAGCUGCAACUGACAUUCCUGCUCUCAAACAGACCGGCAACAUCUCGUGGCAGGUCCACUUGGUCCUGCUGCCCACCAAGAAGCAACGUGCUAAGACCGGCGUUCAGAAGGGCCCGUGUCCCGUCUUCACAGAAACAUUCAAGUUUUCCAGGGUGGAGCAGGAGGCCCUGGGAGACUAUGCUGUUCGCUUCCGCCUGUACAGCAUCAGACGGAUGAAAAAAGAGAAGGUCCUGGGAGAGAAGGUGUUCUACCUAACGAAGCUCAACCUGCAGGGCAAAAUUGCUCUACCUGUCACGCUGGAGCCUGGCUCUGAACUUACAGGUUGUGGCUCUGUGGUGAGCGUGUCUCGCAGUGCGGGGGCUCUGUCCUAUCGCUCCACUGAAGACUCAUCCACACCUGAGAUCCUCCUGGGUCUCAUCUACAACUCUGCCACAGGGCAGCUCUCAGCUGAGGUAAUCAAGGGAAAUCACUUCAAAACCACAGCAUCUGAUAAACCCGUCAAUGGUCUGUUUUGUUGUGUAAAACACUUCGUAGGGGGACAGCUUUAUAUCAUGAGAGACACCUAUGUGAAGCUGACCAUGCUGGACUCAAAGGGAAAGGAGAUGUCCAAGUGUAAGACGGCCGUUUGCCGUGGCCAGCCCAAUCCGAUCUACAAGGAGACAUUCGUGUUCCAGGUGGCGCUCUUCCAGCUGUCCGAGGUGUCACUGGUGGUGUCGGUGUUCUGCCGCCGGAGCAGCAUGAGGCCCAGGGAGAGGCUGGGCUGGGUCUCCCUGGGCCUCAACAGCACCAGCGAGGAGCAACAGGCCCACUGGACAGAGAUGAAGGAGGCGGAGGGACAGCAGGUCUGCCACUGGCACACCCUCACCGACACAUAGGAGGACGAUUUUCCAAGACCGAACUUCCAGAGAGAGCAUUCCCUCUACAUUUUUGGAGCGCAAGAAAACUCCCUGUGGGAUGUGUGUUGUGUGUGUGUUGCGUACAGGUGUGAGAGGUGAGCAUGGGUUCCCAGUCUUAACUGCCAGACUGCAUGAAUACCCUUUAAUCUGCCACCUUUCUCUGAGACAGAUGGGCUGACUCCUGCUUCCGCCUUGUUUACAGGACCAUGUUAAGACACUUCCAGACAUUUUUCCGCCUCUGAAUCUUGGACCAAAGAGCUCGGUCCAGUACUAGCAGGCUCCUUCCUUCUUUCCUUUUCUGGAUUUCAGCUGCCACCAGCAUACCAGACAUUACUCAAUCAGUCGUAGCCACCGACAAAAGACAAUGAAUGAAGAAGACUGUUACAAAGGGCCUAUAACAUGCUGCAGCUAUACUUACAAGCUGUGCUUUCUACAGUUUGUUUACAUGCACAUGACAUUAUGCAAGAUUCAUUCAUAGGUUUUUCCUUUUAGGUUCUUGGGUUAUUCUUCCUAGUCUACCAGUUUUAUGGUCGUUUCUGUGGGCUGUGCGUUAAACAAAGACAGAUUUUCUUUUUUAUCUCGUGGUCUUGCAUAACUCAGUGCACUAUGCAUCUGACGCCACUUUAGAUGAGAGGAAUGCAAUUCUUUCUUGAGCUUGCCGAGUCUCUUACAGAAUUGGACACAGCUCUGCAUGCCACCGCUAUCAAAGAGCAGCUUCCUUUCCUGUGUAAUGCAGAUCGAGCCUGUUUCACUAUUCAGCCUUCUAACAACUCAGCCAUGUUCAUUCAUGUAGAAACAUGGUGCUUCCCGCUGAGGAGGAAUAUGCAAAAGCCUGCACAGGCCAAGUAAACCUGGCCGUUUCUGCCUCGACUGUGUACGCUGUAACGCGAGUUUGAGUGGCGAGACAAAUCACAAGAAGGAGAUGAUCAUAUUUUCUCAUUUUCAUUUUUAAUAAAGGCUAAAAUAAAACGGGGAAAAAGUGUUGUUCAGAACUGAGAAAUCUUAUUAUCCAGGCGAGGGGUUCAUCUGGAACAAAGGCCAUUUUAAACUCAUCUGAAAGAGCAGCUAUGAGUCAGAAAAUCCCCCAUAAGAAUACUGAAGACUGCACAGCCACACCCUUGUAUUAGUGAAUGAAACCAUUUCCCCUGCUUCUGCUGGUUGAAACCGAGAGGCGCAUUCUUCUUUCUCUGUCCCAAUGAUGUCAGAUUUGAACCCUUCUUCUCACUUAUGAAUACUGCAACCACUCCUCGUCCCUUUAGAGCUUCUGUUGGGACAAUUUCAAUUUAUAAUUUAUCA
Molecule: messenger RNA, 3849 nt
Organism: Oreochromis aureus
Lineage: Eukaryota; Metazoa; Chordata; Actinopteri; Cichliformes; Cichlidae
Gene: syt14b
Product: synaptotagmin XIVb
Exons: 9
Coding region: 223-2532 (769 amino acids)
Source: RefSeq, a predicted model, not a curated record